AUGGAGGGUUUACUGAAUAUACAAGAGGAUAGAUAUCAAAGGUUAUGCAAAUCAGAAUUAAAUUAUAAGAAAAGUCCAAAGGAUAGAAUAACCAACAGUUACUUGAAUACGAGACUAGAUACAUUGGAAAAGCUUUGGAAAGAUUUUCAAGAUACUCAUCAAGAAAUUGUCACUGUAAUUACAACUGAGAAGCGCAACGUCAUUGGGUACUUUAAGAAUGAUAUCUAUGACAAAUUUGAAGAAAAUUACAUUAAUUAUAAAGGUUCCUUACAAGAGGUUCUUCAAACAAAAAACCCUGUUGUUGCACAUUCUAUGCCAGUAGCGCCUACUACCAGUGACGUAAAAUUACCGUGCAUACAAUUACCCACGUUCAGCGGAAAAUAUAACGAUUGGCAAAGCUUCUUUGAUAUGUUCUCAUCAGUCGUACACAAUAACAAGAGUUUAUCAUCAGUCCAAAAGUUACAUUAUUUAAAAGGGAGUCUGUCGGGCGAAGCAGAAGGCUUACUUCGAAAUUUACCUACUACAGAACUCAACUACGAAAUCGCAUGGACUACACUUACUAAACGUUAUAAUAAUAAAAGAUACAAUUGUAAUGCAAUAUUAAAGGCCUUAUUUUCACAAAAACACAUCAACGUGGAGUCUGCACCUGCUAUUAAAAGUUUACUUGACACAACAUCGGCAUGUCUAAUUUCAUUAAAUAAUUUGGGCAUUGCUACUAGUUCUUGGGACGCCAUGGUGGUUUAUUUGGUAACUUCUAGACUGGAUCACGAAUCACUUCGUCAAUGGGAGACAAGGGUCAGUGUAAUAUCAUCUGACACAUUACCAACCUGGAAGGAGUUAAUGGAUGGAUUUCUUGAGUCGAGGUUCAGAACUUUAGAAAUUAUAGAUACCAAUAAACACGCCACGAGAGCGCCACAGCAGAAUAUUAAACAAAUGGAGAAAUUUAAGUCAUUUGCAGCUGUUCAAGAUAAAAGAUUAACUACGAAGCAAUCAUGCGUUAUGUGUGCAGGUGAUCACCUAAUUUUUCAAUGCAAGUCGUUUGGACAUUUACUACUACGAGAAAGACAAGAUCUUGCUCAAUCAAAGGGAUUAUGUUUUAAUUGUCUCGCGCCCACUCAUACUGUAAGAAAAUGUCGUCAGUCAACAUGCUGCCGUAGAUGUGGAAGGAGACAUCACUCACUGCUGCACCUCGAAAAAGAAAAUAAUCAAGGGCCUAUAAAUAAUUUAGAGAAUACAAACACUGAUUCAGGGCGACCCACAUUAGAGAACACAAAUGCAACUCCUGAUAGUGAAGUGAGAGUUGUUGCCAAUUUUGCUAAAGAGAAUGAGAUAAGAACGUACAGAGUGUUAUUGGCAACGGCAGUUGUUAGAGCUUAUUCGCGAAACGGUCAAUCGAAUUUACUUAGGGUGUUAAUUGAUCAAGGAUCACAAGCGUCGUUUGUGACCGAAGAGAUGGUUCAAUUGCUAGGGCUUAAACGUACUCCAGUAAAUGGUUGUGUGUCAGGUCUGGGAGAUGGUCAAUUAAGAAUUAAACAUAUGGUCUCUUUUCGUAUAGAAUCACAGAGAAAUUCAAACAAUUCAAUUCAGAUUACCGCUUAUGUAUUAAAAUCACUUACUUCACGUAUUCCAUGUACUAAUGUAAACAUUCCUGAUUGGCUAGACAUCGAGAAAUUAUCACUAGCUGAUGCAGGGUAUACAUCACCAGGUAGAAUAGACGUUCUUCUUGGAGCUGAAGUUUAUAGUGAAAUUUUAUUGAGUGACAUGUUGAAACAUCCACAAGGACAUAUGUUAGCACAAAACACUAUUUUUGGGUGGGUUAUUUCAGGAAGAGUGUCACAAUCAACUUCGAUAAAUGAGAAAUUAAUAAGUUUACAUAUACAGAUAAGGGAAGAUACUUUAUUGAAACAAUUUUGGGAAUUGGAAAAUGAGCCAAAUACAAUUAAAAAGAAGUUAACCAAGACAGAAGAAAAAUGCGAAGAAAUUUAUGAGUUAACUACACGUAGAAACGAUGAAGGGAGGUUCGUAGUGAAAUUACCAUUAAACAGAGAGAAACCAGAAUGUGAAAAUGGAAAAUUAAAGGAUAUUGCACAGAAAAGAUUUCAUUUCCUUGAAAGAAAAUUUCAGAAGAAUCCUGCAUUUAAAGAAGAAUACAAUAAAGUCAUUCUGGAAUAUUUAGAUUUAAAUCAUAUGGUACGCGUUAGUGAUGAUUCCGAUAACUGUAAGGCUGUUUAUUUCCCCCAUCAUGCAGUGGUGAGGGAGGACAAGGAAACAACAAAGCUACGCGUUGUUUUUGAUGCGUCAUGUAAAGGUGUCAAUGGCGUAUCUCUUAAUGACAAUCUUCUUGUUGGACCCAAACUUCAACAGGAUUUAAGGCACAUUUUAAUGAGAUGGCGAAAGCAUAGGAUAUGUAUUGUAGCGGACAUUAUCAAAAUGUACAGGCAGGUUCGUGUACGUGCUGAAGAUACGCGAUACCAAAGAAUAGUUUGGCGAUCAAAUCCAGAUGAACCUAUCGGUCAUUACGAAUUACUUACCUUAACAUUCGGUACAGCCUGUGCUCCGUACUUGGCUGUAAAAUCACUGCAACGAUUAGCAGAUGAAGAACAACAUAAUUUUCCUAUUGCAGCAGAAAUAACAAAGCGAGACUUUUAUGUUGAUGACCUUAUGACGGGCUGUGAAACUGAAGACAAAGCUGAAGAAAUUUAUAAACAAUUGAAUCAAUUACUAAAUUCAGGUGGUUUCCAGCUUCAAAAGUGGAACAGUAAUAGUAACAGUUUUCUGCAAUUUAUUGGCCAAAACAAUCAAGAUGACGCUCAAUCAUUAACGGUAAAAUCAAAUUCUAUAAUCAAGGUUUUAGGGAUCCGAUGGCAUAGAGAUUCGGAUAAAUUUCAGUACAUUGUGAAGUUACCAGAGUUGAGUUUACCAGUUACAAAGAGGAAGGUGCUUUCUACUAUCGCAAGUUUAUACGAUCCCAUGGGAUGGAUUGCGCCUGUAGUGAUUGUUGCUAAAAUAUUCAUUCAAAAGUUGUGGAAGUCUGGAUUGCCAUGGGAUAAUGAAUUAACGGAAGACUUGUUAACUGAGUGGUUGAAAUACAGGGAAGAGCUAAUUAAUUUAGAGGAGAUACUGAUACCGAGAUGGUUACAGUAUACGCAUAACUGUAAAACAGAGCUGCAUGCUUUCGCUGAUGCGUCGCAGUCUGCCUAUGCAGCCGUAGUAUAUCUACGUGUAAUAGAUAAUGACGGUCGGGUUUAUGUCCAUUUAGUAACGGCAAAAACAAAAGUUGCCCCAAUAGAAAAACAACUGUCAAUUCCGAGGUUGGAACUUUGUGGUGCAGCAUUAGCUGCAAAGCUAUUAUUUGAAGUGUCGCAAAUAAUGGAGGUUCCUAAAGAGAAUUUGUAUGCAUGGUCAGAUUCGACUGUCGUUUUGGCGUGGUUACGAGGUUUGCCGUCACGAUGGACCACUUUCGUCAGUAAUCGUGUAUCUGAGAUUUUAAAUAUUAUACACAGCGAUCAGUAUAGGCAUGUCGAUACAAAAUUGAAUCCUGCUGACUGCGCUUCUAGAGGCUUGCAACCAUCUGAGUUGAAAACUCAUACACUUUGGUGGAAUGGACCGAUAUGGCUGCAUGAGCCAAUUGUUGAUUUACAGAUAUUUGAGUUCACCACUAAAGAAGAGGAAAAGGUUAGCAAGGUAAUAGAAGUAAAGUCUUUAGUCACAAUAAACAGAAAAGAAAUCAACAGACAAUUAAUAGAGGAAGAAAAUAAUUUCAUUUGGAUUCAAGAAUCUGAAGAGGCAUUAAUGAUAUGUAUUAAGCAAGUGCAACAUUUGUAUUUCAGUGAUGAAAUGAAACAACUACAGAAAGGUAGUGUAUUCAAAAGAAGCGAAGUUUAUUCUCUUAAUCCUUUUUUGGAUGAGAAAGGAAUUUUGAGAGUAGGUGGUCGCAUACAUUUAGCGAAGUUGAAUUAUAAUGAGAGACAUCCCAUCAUAAUGCCUGAGAUAAGUCAUCUUACCCAGGUCAUUGUAAUGGACGCACAUAAUUCAACAAUGCACAGUGGACCUCAAACAAUGCUUAACUACAUAAGAAGUCGAUUUUUUAUAAUACGAGCUAGGAAAUUAGUGAAAAAACACUUUAGAGAAUGCAUCACUUGUUUGAGAUAUGCCCAAAGAAAAAAUACUCCGUUAAUGGGUCAGCUGCCUGAAGUUCGUUUGCAACCAUGUAAACCAUUCAAAUCAGCUGGGGUUGACUACGCAGGACCCAUCAACAUCAAAUUUUCUCCAGGAAGAGGAGCUAAGUCAUACAAAGGUUAUGUUUGCCUCUUUAUUUGCAUGGUGACUCGUGCUAUACAUUUAGAAGCUGUUUCAGACUUAACUGCAAAAGGCUUCAUUGCUGCGUUCCGAAGGUUUGUUGGUCGACGUGGAUUUUGUAUGGAUCUCUAUAGUGAUAAUGGCACCAACUUUGUUGGUGCCGAUAAAGAACUGAGACAGAUGUUCGAUGGAGCAAAAUCAAGAGUUCCUCAGGAAAUUGCAGAAUUACUUGCUCUACAAAAAACUACAUGGCAUUACAUCCCUCCCUACAGUCCUAAUUUUGGAGGACUUUGGGAAGCCGCGGUGCGCUCAACCAAACUAAUUUUGAGAAAGGUGAUCGGUGAAAGUACGCUCACAUAUGAAGAAUUGUCUACGGUCUUGAUCCAAAUUGAAGCGUGUCUGAAUUCGCGUCCAUUGAGUCAAUUAAGUGACGACCCUUCUGACCCUCUUCCACUGACACCCGGUCAUUUUCUGGUAGGAGAACCCAUCAUAAGUGUAGUUGAUAAUUUUCAUUAUAAUCAAAUUAGUAAUGUAACUGGUUUAGAACGGUGGAGAUUAGUUCAAAAAAUGAUAAACGAUUUCUGGAAUCGGUGGUCUAAAGACUAUUUAUUGCAUUUAGAUAAGAGAUAUAAGUGGAGUAUAAAAAGAUCUGAGCCAGAUAUUGAUGAUAUUGUAAUAGUCCGAGAAGAAAAUUUACCACCCACGAAGUGGAUACUUGGUAGAAUUGUAGAAAAGCAUGCCGGUAAAGACAAUAUAACUCGUGUUGUUACUCUUAAAUGCAAGGACAAAUUGUUAAAACGUCCUGUUAAUAAAUUUUGUUUUUUGCCUAAAAAGUAG
This is a messenger RNA of Achroia grisella, 5136 nucleotides long. RefSeq lists its product as uncharacterized. NCBI's taxonomy places the organism in Eukaryota, Metazoa, Arthropoda, Insecta, Lepidoptera, Pyralidae. Bases 1 to 5136 code for a protein of 1711 amino acids. Gene Ontology annotation, biological process: DNA integration. Gene Ontology annotation, molecular function: nucleic acid binding. The record is from RefSeq and is a predicted model, not a curated record. The transcript has 2 exons.